Molecule: messenger RNA, 1042 nt
Organism: Prorocentrum cordatum
Lineage: Eukaryota; Dinophyceae; Prorocentrales; Prorocentraceae
Source: the annotation of a GenBank genome assembly
CGGACGUUUCUGGGCCCCGUGGAGCUUCUCGGCAGCCGAGCCCCGCGCUGGGAUCGUCCCCAGGCGGCCCUCUGCGGCCGCGAGGCGCUGACAAACCGACAAAAGCCCUCAGCGCCAGCGGCCCGAGCAAAAAGUCAGUACGGCCGACGCUGCUCCGCUCGGGUCCCUCGGAGACACAGUCUGAGCACCCUGGCGCGCAAGAAGCUGUGCACGGUGCGGAGUCUGCGACAAAAAAUGGGGCCGAAAACUCCUAUCUGAAGGGAAGAGGAGGGUGAGGAGAAUAGCUGUUGUCUCGCAGCGCUCGCACAGUCCAGCACAGGGAGGGAGACGAAGACAAGGAGGAGGAUAGGAAGGAGGCGGUUCACUAUUGAGCUCACGCGCACGGCAUGAGCUGUUCCCCGACGGGAGGCGACGAGGAAGGUACAGGUCAAUGAUCUACGCAGCUCGUGGCAGCCUACUUCUCCCUGACGCGGCGGACACUGAAAAGGGGUCCGGAGAGCGACGCGAGCAGGGUGAGACCCCUGCUUUGAGCAGGCAGCCGUCGAUGCGGCCUGCGGCCCCGAAGGGGCUGGGGCAGGGACACGAGAGACCAGAAUCGAGUCGAGAAGUCGGAUCGGAGUCGAAAUGAGCCAUGCAGGGAUCCUGCUGGACUGCCGCCUCGUGCCCAUGGGCUGGUCUCUGCUUGACAAGGAGCCGCACGGGCUGCAGGCUACAGCGCAUACACAACUGCACUCCCCCUUCUUCCUGGCCGCUGGCAGCUAAGCUGCGCUCAGGGGCCUUGCUGGGGCGCCGCCCAGAGGGGGCGGCGCCCGGCUCCCCGGGGGCGGCCGCGCCGGUGGCCCCGGCCUGCCUCGGCCGCCGACGGGGAGCCGAUGGAGUCGGAGCCCAUGGAGUCGAUGGGUCGUCGCCGCUCGGCGAGCCUGCUCCGGAGUCGGCGAAGGGGCCGGCGCGGCGGCGGCGCUGCGGGCUGCUCGGGACCCGCCGGGGCCCGCAGCGGCGCGGAGGCCGCGCCCGGCAGCGGGGCGCGCUACGGCGGGCCGCC